Molecule: messenger RNA, 2040 nt
Organism: Histoplasma mississippiense
Lineage: Eukaryota; Fungi; Ascomycota; Eurotiomycetes; Onygenales; Ajellomycetaceae
Exons: 6
Coding region: 1-2040 (679 amino acids)
Biological process (GO): protein phosphorylation; mitotic DNA damage checkpoint signaling
Cellular component (GO): nucleus
Molecular function (GO): protein serine/threonine kinase activity; protein binding; ATP binding
Source: RefSeq, a predicted model, not a curated record
AUGGCCCCAAAGAAGGAAAAAAGUCAUCUGAAACGAGGCCGGCCCAGUGCGGGAAACCAAGCACUUCAAGAGGCGAAAAAACCACGACGCUCAGAGCGGAUAUCGUCUCAAUCCCAAUUCCAAUCCACCAACUUCAACAACGUGUAUCUGCCCUCCCCGCUCACCCACGAAGAGUCCACGGCUACCGAACUGCAAAACGAAACGACUGUGGCCCCGUUCGAAGGCCGUCGCAGCCAAUUCCGUCAUCACACCCCGGUUGCUGAACUGCCCUUCUCAUCCCCUCCCGGUGAUACUCAAGCCCUCUCCCAAUUUGUUUACCCCCCAAGAGCCCUUGCAGAUGAAGUGGAUGACGAGGCCGCCGAGGGGAUCUGGGGCUACCUUAUUCCUCUCGAUGACAAGUUCGGAGACCCAUUGGUUUUGAAAAAGAGAGACCCUUGCUCUUUGCCUGCCGGGCGACAAGCAAAUCGCAGAAAUGGACCCUCAAGAUCAAAACGAGGCAAAACCCAAUUAGAAACCCCUGCUUCCCAAGAUCAUACCGGUGGCUAUCUCAUCGGGCGCCAUUCGGAAUGCGAUUUCGUCCUUGAUAUACCCACCAUAUCCAAUCGGCAUUGUUUGAUAUACAACGAAAACAAACGAGGUGAUUCCGUCGCCGUGCUGGAAGACCUGUCCAGCAACGGGACAUUUAUCAACGAGGCAAUCGUGGGGCGCAAUAAACGCCGCGAGCUAGAGGAUGGAGAUGAAGUAACCGUGCUGGAUGAAGCGCGUUUUGUCUUUCGCUAUCCGAAAAUAAGAGACACUAACAAAUUCCGAAAGCAAUAUCGCAUCCUGCAACAGCUAGGGAAGGGCCAUUUCGCCUCUGUAUACCUGUGUGUAGAGAGGUCGACCGGUGACAAAUAUGCAGUGAAGCGUUUUGAGAGACGCCCGGGAGACUCACAGCGAGCCGACAAUGAUGGUUUAAAGCAGGAAAUUGCGGUACUCAUGAGCGUGAAUCACCCGAACGUACUCUGUCUGAAGGACACCUUCGACGAGAGCGAUGGUGUCUACUUAGUCCUCGAACUUGCCCCCGAAGGCGAGCUAUUCAAUUGGAUUGUUUCGAAUCAAAAACUUACGGAAAAUGAAGCCCGAAAGGUUUUCACUCAAUUGUUCAAGGGUCUCAAAUAUCUUCAUGAGCGGAACAUUGUCCACCGGGACAUUAAGCCGGAGAAUAUCCUGUUGGUAGAUGAUAAGCUUACCGUGAAGUUUAUUAUAUAUUCCAGUUGUCCCAGCGAGACAGCCGAUAAUAAUGAACAAACCACAAACCUGAAAUUGCUAACGAUAAUCCCGAACAGAUGUGGCACACCCAGCUAUGUUGCUCCUGAAAUUCUCGAAGAAAAUCCGCGCCAUCGGAAAUACAGCCGGGCAGUGGACAUCUGGUCUCUUGGCGUGGUGUUAUACAUCUGCCUCUGCGGCUUCCCGCCGUUCUCCGACGAACUCUACACGCACGAAAACCCCUACACGCUGGCUCAGCAAAUCAAGCUGGGCCGCUUCGACUAUCCCUCUCCCUACUGGGAUUCAGUCGAGGACCCAGCACUCGAUCUCAUCGACCGAAUGCUCACUGUUGACUUCAACAAGCGCAUCACCAUCGACGAGUGCCUGGAGCAUCCGUGGUUGACGGGGCGCGGCAAGUACCCGAGCAUCAUCGACAGCACAGACGGCCUGACGGGUGCAAUGGGCCAGCUUGAUUUCUCGAAGCGUAAAAUGGCGCGCGAACGCACUUUGAUAAGUAGCAUUAAUAUUCUACCAUCAAGCCAGAUUGUUGGAGAUCUAGCAACCGGAGGACAUGGGUAUAAACCGGUGAGAGUAUUCGACAGGAACGAAGCGAGCAGACGAAUGCACCAUGCGCCGAGGGGUGGUGGUGGUGGUGGUGGGCGUGUGCGGCAGGAACCCACACCCGCCUCAAAUAGGGAUCCAGCCCACUUCAUGAAUUUGGGUGGGCGUGGAGAUCCGACAUUAUACAGCGAUGAUCAGGACGAGAGGUACACCCGGGGACGACGGAGGUGA